CUGACAUAAGUCGUCCUGAUUUCUCCACGUGAGUAGCCUCGGUCCGCUACCAGUCUCUUCCUCUCCUUCUCCUGCGCCGACAUCAUUGCUCAUAUCCGGAUAUACGGAGGUUCACAGUCUGAUUAAAGGGUUAGAUCCGAGGAGUGCAUACAUAUUUACAUGCUUUAAAGCACUCUAUAUACUCACAUCCUAUCCAUUUUAUCAUUUCGUUUACUGGGCUCGCCAAUCAUCCCCUCAUACCUGCGGCUGUCGACCCUAGCUUUCCUUUGCCGGUUGCUUCUUCCCCCGGUCCUGUCGCGCGUUCAACUUAGCCCAAUUUGACUUGGACUUUAUAGAUUUCUAAAUUAUAGCACCAUGGCGGAUGCGCUAUGUGGUCCUUCCAACGCUCUUCAGAGCUUCCAAAAGCAUACAUCUGUAGAUAGGACCCUGCAGCAAGACCGAAUACUUUCGCGCCACUCGCCUGCUCAGGGCUUCCGAUCUCAAAAUCAUAAUGAAGGCGCCCUAGACCCAGAAUUCAACGCCUUUGAAGCAGGUGUACCGGGCGUUCAUAUUUCUGAUGUCCAACAUCCAGCAUCGUUUUUACAACCCGCGCCGCAACACCCGACUUUUAAUCACACGGCAAAUUCUGGAUGGGCAUCGGAUUUUCAAAACCUGCAAAUAUCGGGCCCGGCACAACGUGUACACCAACAGCAGUUUCGUCCGGAAUCCUCUUCUAGUGGUUGGCAGAAUGAAUUUAUGCAACACGCGCAUCAGAUACCCCAAACACAAACACACCAACCGCAAAUAUCUCAGGCACCCCUUAGAUAUGGUCCAGCUAUAGGGGGGAUGGGAUUUGGUGGCAUGAACGACCACCUGAUGUAUCAAGAUGCAUCCCAGUCACAUUUUCAAGAACAUAAGGAGGAAGCAAUAUUUGACGAAUCUGCUUUUGAGACCGCUUUUGCGGAAGCCCGAGCGGAGAUUGAGCUUCAAGAACAGCAGUUGCAGAACGGAGAAGUCACAGAGCGAACUGAGAUUCAGCAGACGAUUAGAAUAGGCGCAGAUAGUAUCCAACCCCAAGUUGACGGGACGAAUGAUUCGGAUGAGCUUGCAAGGACAGCGGGACAAUUGCUCGACAGCGUCAGCCACGACCAGAGCCAGAAAUUCAAAGAAAGCAACUUUCUGUCCCUGAUGCGACAACUCCGCGAUCGCGAAGUCACCGUUGACGGCGACGAAUUCCGCCAAGUCAGUACCCUCCCAUAAAUAUAUACAUAGAAUUAUAUAUAAAUAUAAUACGAACGCAUGUUCUGGUUUUUCCUGGAGAAAAGCAGGAGAGCGUUGGCACCGAUGGCGCAGCCGCUACAUCCUGGUGGUCAAUAUUAUCCAGAGCGGAAAAAGACCCAACAACUUGAUGCCCGAGAUACUACCACUACUACCACUCCACCUAGCACCACUAACGAAGUCAACAGCGGGAUCAACCCGGCGAAGGAUUUUGAACAACCUGCCACUUCGUAUCCAAAAUCAAGGGUGCCCUAUGAGACACCUGAUGGCCAUUGGCCUGUCUAGAUAUUUGACAUGCUUCCCCUAGUCUUUUGGAAUACCCAACACGGUGACGCAAGGAUUGGAAGUCGGAUUCACGAAGAGUACGCCCGUCAGGUUAUAUGCGGCGAGCGCAUAUCCUUGGCCGAUACAUAUCUUUUAUUAAAACGUACUUAAACGAGCUAGUUAUGUCUUGUUUAUAUUAUUUUCCCGGUCUGUUGGAUUUUGUCACCAUCGUUGAGCUUGGGCGGUGAGGCAAGGCCCAAGACAACGGCAAGACAUAGUAUAUACGUGAACGUUGGGAGUUUUGGAGCAUCACGUCUUUUGGAUAGCAGGGCAUUUUUUUGUAUUUUAGAUAUUACAUUUUUAGCAUGCAUCUAUACAUUGCGCUGGAUGCAGCAUCCGUAAUGAUACCAGCCAUAUUCGGAGAAGCGGAAGAUGAAUUCAGAUUGCUCAUGACCUUCGACACCAAACCUGGUCUACAAGAGUUUACUUUGCGGAUAGUCAAGAAAUGCUAUAACUAGUUAACUAACUAAUAAAA
This is a messenger RNA of Blastomyces gilchristii SLH14081, 2056 nucleotides long. Its product is annotated as peroxin 20, variant. NCBI's taxonomy places the organism in Eukaryota, Fungi, Ascomycota, Eurotiomycetes, Onygenales, Ajellomycetaceae. The record is from RefSeq and is a predicted model, not a curated record. Bases 355 to 1239 code for a protein of 294 amino acids. The transcript has 3 exons.